AUGUCAUGGCUCACGUGCACCGGUUUCAUCUUCCUGGCAAAGUUCCAUUUUGCGACAGGAAUCAGCUGGCAAAAUGAAGUCAAUGUCUCGAUCUGCAAUUGGGCGCAGCUUCGCGCCAAUAUUGUGCGAGACACCAUUUACCUUGACGGCGGGGAUAUUUGGUGGCAGAUUGGACUGUCUGACGGGACUUAUGGAAGUCCUCAGAGUAACAAUGAAGAUGGCGGCUCAAUGUACAGCCUCGCUCUGGGCAGUUCCUUCAACCAGCAAACAAACAUGACAGGCCUGCUUCAGGCUAUGGCUAAGAAUGGAGGCACCUCAACGGCCAACGUGAACCCCAACUACGACGACGGGGUGAUGUUUGCCAACGACGAUGAAUUCAUACUAUAUGGAGGACUAGCUCGGUUGACCAACAGCGAGAAUCCCCCACCUGCAGACGUGAUCUUGGGAUAUGAAGUCCACGAAUAUUCCACGAAUAUUCCCAACUGGGAGUCAGGAUUCCUACAAAAGAGUAUCGACAACGAUGUGACUAGAUACGUCACUAAUGGUGCCGGCGUCUCUGCUCCAAGCGAAAACCUGGGCUUCUACUUUAGCGGCAUGCGUGGGCCAGGCUGGGGGAGGAUCGAAGGAGGCGAUGAGUCGGCCAACACGACUGCGGAGAGUUUUAUUACUGUUAAUAUGGAGACCAUGAGACUUGAGACAUGGAAAAAUAUGAGUUUGCCGACGAGUGUUGCGCCCCGAGCAAAUGCAGAGCUAGUCUGGCUUCCGGUGUCCGAGUCAGGGGUAUUAGUCGCAAUUGGAGGAGUCAUCAAUCCUGAAAUUCUGACUGCUGAUCGGAAUUUGACGGCAGAACAAUUCAAAGCAAGUAAUAAGACAAGUCCGACGUUCAUGUCCGAAAUCCCGGUCUACGAUGUUGCCUCUCAGACAUGGUUCUCGCAGAGUACAACUGGUGACAUUCCACCUCAGUUGACAAUGUUCUGCUCAGUCGUCGCAGCGGCAGCAGACCGCAGUUCUUUCAACAUUUACAUAUACGGAGGCUAUGACGGAGUCAGUGCUGAGAGUCUGCCGUCAGAUGACGUUUACAUCCUUUCGAUUCCAUCAUUUACUUGGAUCAAGGCGUAUUCCGGGAAGUACGCUCACGGUCGUAGUGGGCACAAGUGCUUGCAGGUAUACCCAGACCAGAUGUUUGUUCUCGGCGGCAUCUUCAAGAAUGACCCAACAAUAUGUCUGGACGGAGCAUUUGUGCAAGUAUUCAACCUCAACACACUUGAGUUUCAGAAGACGUAUAGUCCACAGAACUGGAGCAAUUACUCUGUUCCAGCAGCUGUUACUUCUCGAAUUGGGGGCACUGGAAAUGGUGGUGCUACCAAGAUGUCACCUCCUUCAUGGAACAACAACAAUUUGUCGAAUAUAUUUUCCACCGCUUACACAAAGCCUAUCAACACAUACUAUCCGUACUUGUUAGAAAUCACAAACUCAACAAAACCGGGCACAGAAACGAAAUCUUCAGGAUUAUUAAUGCCGCUCUGGGUCAAAGCAAUCAUCGGAGUCUUUGCAGGGCUCGGUUGUAUUGCCCUUGGACUAGCUGCAUGGUUUAUAUAUCAGUGGAUUCAGCGGCGCAAGCAAUCGGAUAUAGCAACCACUAUCAUGUCUUCUUCUAUACGAAAGAGUAGUCCGGACAUCUCGUCAACGACGGAGGAAACAAAUACAAACUACUCCAGCCUGUCGACGACGCCAAUGACCGGCGUAUCCUCUCUUUCUCGAGAAAAGGGAUCAGAGACUAGCAACACAGAGAUAAGCGUGGGAAUGCCAGUGAGCCAGGCCGAUAGCGUGCCAAUAUUUGAACUAGAUUCGCGGUCGAGGAAAUGGGUCGAAUUGCCAGCUGAAGGGUGCGAAGUAGGACGGCCAUCUUCAACCGGCCGCAACCACCGAGAUCUCAAGAAUCUCAAGAUCAGCCUACCGCCUGAAAGCAAGCCUACCAUGUCCGAAUCGGUUCAAAACACGCCAAUAAAAUUGCAAGAACAAGGGUUUGGUGAGAAAGUGCCAACACCGAUGUGGGCACCGACGCCGAUUUUUUCGCAGGAAAAUUUCCCAGUUGGGAGCACAACGGGGAGUGUGUCGAUAUCCGACAUUACUGAGCACAGCAACGAUAGUGAGAGUAAGCAUGAGACGCCAUCAACGGUGGAAUCUUUCGUGCAGUAUUAUGAUCCUCAAGCGCGAGCGCAGGCGCAGGCGCAGCGGAGUUCGUUCGGAAGGAAGUGCGGAGGAGAACAGGAAAGGGAGAAGUCACUGCUUAUCAUGCUCAUCAAGGAAUCCCACGUGGACGUGCCCACCAAGGCAUCUGGCCAGGAUGGGUCAAUGCUGACUGGCCCAGUCGCCAGGUUCGCAAGACAAAUAGCCGGCCAGGGCUAUAUUUGCGUCGCCCCGUCGAGUUACCACGAAUUCACGGGUCCUGAAGCUCUCAAGUACGAUGCUGAGGAUACCGACAAGGGCAAUUUGUGGAAGAUUUCCAAGAAAGUCGCAGCUUACGACGAAGAUGCCUCGUUGUCUGUAGACUACCUCUUGUCGCUGCCAACAUGCAACGGCCGCGUCGGCGCUACUGGAAUGUGUCUCGGUGGACACCUGGCAUAUCGAUGUGCGCUUGACCAGCGAGUCAAGGCUGCGGUGUGUUAUUUUGCGACUGAUGUUCAUAGUGGGACGCUUGGCGAGGGGAAGAAAGAUGAUAGUCUGGCGCGCGCUGGAGAUAUCAAGGGAGAAUUGGCUAUGAUAUUCGGAAAGAGUGACAACCACGUCCCUCCAGAAGGACGGGAUUUGAUCCGCAAGACAUUGCAUGAGAAGGGCGUCUUGUUCAGUUUCUAUGAAGUUGCCUGGGCUCAACACGCCUUCAUCCGCGAUGAACUCAGCAAAGGACGAUUGUUCACACCGACUCCGUUUACUGCCUUCUUCCACACCUUCGACACUCUAAAAUCCAACACUCGGUUAUCUUCGUCUGCUGAUCAAAGUGGUCAGCGCCCAGUCAAAAUGAGGGACCCCCUCGCCCAAGAGGAAAUCCUCUCUCGCCAGGCCGACAUCCUAUACCAGCGAGACCAGUACCGCAUCCAGCGCGGCCCACGAAUCGUCUAUCUCUCCAUCUACGGCUUCGACGUCCUCCCCUCUCAACGAGGCGGUACCUACGACGACAUUCUACAAGACCUGAGCGACCUUGUGCCCGCAAUCUGGCGCCACAACGAAUGGCGCACCGCCAUCCUGCGCAAAAACACGGUUUCGGGAGAAAUCGAUUGUCAGACAGACCCGGUGGCGCCUCAUUGUAUGGACUGCAACGUGCUGCGCGUGCUGGAGCUGUGUCCCGUGUACAUCAACGUGCUGGAUUUGAUCGAGGUGAAGCGGCUAAAGGACAGGGUAUCGCGUGUGGCUCUGCUGCAGGAACCGACCAACAUACCGAUUUUCAUGAUCAUGAAGAUGGCCAGUUUCCCGCGCGAUGUGUGUGCGAUGCAGCGCGAGGUUGAAGUGUAUGCGCAUUUGUUUGCCACGGCAGCAAACAAUCUCGCCCCUGAUUUCCUGGGGUAUGUCUACGAAGAACACCAGGACCGAGUAGUCGGGUUUUUAAUGGAGGAUUUCGAGGGUCGAUGGGCAAGCGCUGAUGACCUGGAAGAGUGCUUUGACAUAGUCACAGACCUGCACAAUGUUGGCGUGAUCCACGGCGACUUGCGUCCGAGCAAUUUCAUUGUGCAUGAGGAUUUCGGUGUGCGUUUAGUGGAUUUUGAGUCUGCGGUGAUAUAUCGAACGGGCAAUGCGUUUGUGGACCAGGAGGCGCUGCAGGAAAAGAAGGAUGAUGAGAUUCGUCAGAUUGAGACGCUUCUCCUUGGGAGCCCGGGGCCGUCGGUGUCUUAA
Talaromyces rugulosus is the source of this 3888-nucleotide messenger RNA. RefSeq lists its product as uncharacterized. Gene Ontology annotation, biological process: protein phosphorylation. Gene Ontology annotation, molecular function: protein binding; hydrolase activity; protein kinase activity. The coding region runs from base 1 to 3888 and encodes 1295 amino acids. The record is from RefSeq and is a predicted model, not a curated record. Lineage: Eukaryota; Fungi; Ascomycota; Eurotiomycetes; Eurotiales; Trichocomaceae. The transcript is spliced from 17 exons.